This is a messenger RNA of Stylophora pistillata, 3690 nucleotides long. RefSeq lists its product as uncharacterized. The record is from RefSeq and is a predicted model, not a curated record. Gene Ontology annotation, molecular function: netrin receptor activity. Lineage: Eukaryota; Metazoa; Cnidaria; Anthozoa; Scleractinia; Pocilloporidae. Gene Ontology annotation, cellular component: membrane. Gene Ontology annotation, biological process: netrin-activated signaling pathway.
UAGAAAGGUAGCAAAUUCUCCUCACUUAUUUUAAGACUAUGAGUAUUGGUUUAACAAGCCAGUUUGCUACAUUGAAAUAGCGAUGCCCAGUUAUUAUUGAAUAUGCAAUCAGGAGUGCUUAAAUCCGAUGGGCCUUCCUCUGUAACCAAAACCUUUUAUCUAACCCUUCUAUAUGAAAUUUCUUUACAGCUGUCACACGCCACUAUCGAAAAAUUUUGUCAGGAUGAAAAAAGUGACGAAUAAGGCAAAUCAUCGGAAAGAUCAAGUAGGUCUCAAAAAAGGCGACUGUUUUGCCAAAAGCUCUCCAACAGUACCUGAAUUAAAAUAUAUCACCCAAGUGGAGUGAUAUUUCAGCAGUUCCGGCGGUGAACUGAGUGCCGCUCCUGACUCUAACGUGAAGAUAGUUAUCGGAAACGGUGCAAUUGGAGACAGCCAGUUAGUCUUCUUCCGUGUGGUCGAUGAUGAAAAGGAGUUGCUCCGAGAUAUCCCCGUAGGACCUGAAGAGACACUCAUUUCCCCUGUGAUUGAAUGCGGACCGCAUGAUAUCAGCAUCUCAAAGCCACUAGAGAUUAUAAUUCCACAUUGCCUCUAUAUGGGUAAAGCAGAGGAAAAAUGGAUAAGUGUCUACAGAACUGACCCAGGUCCCAUCAAGUGGGAGAAAAUCCCUAACGAAUUAGAGAAAAACAAUCUGUCAAAUGCAUGGUUUACAGUACAGGAGGACUCCAUUCAUAUCCAAACCAUGACAUUCUGUUUCUGGAGCAUAUUUUUCUGUGGAGGAACGAGGAGAAAUAGAGCUAUAGUGUUUGCUAACAAGCCGAAUCCCGGAUCGGAUCUUAUCUAUUUAAGAUUCUAUACUUACAGUGAUAACGAGGAUUCCAGGAGGAGGGUGGAAAAUCGAGAAAAGCUGUAUUCUGAUUCGUCCAGGCCUUCAAAAGAGAAACCCUUCAAGGUGUACGACCACAGCAAAAAGAUAAUCGUGAGACUCGAGGAUCUUAAGGAAGGCUGGGAAUUAGACAAGACGACGGAUGGCGAGAAGGUCGUUUGCGCUCGAGCCUAUGGCGGUAGACUUCGCUCUCAAAUUCCAGAUACAUGUGCGUUUGCAGUAAAACCAGUGAAAGGUCCACUUGUGAAUGGAUUCUGUUGCAAUAUAAAGUUCCAACAAGAGGAUAGUGAUGCAAAACAUAUAAUCUAUGUGAACCCUGGCUUUACGCCUGUGAAGGUGGAGAGUCUUCAUGAACCUUGUAAAAUACAGGUGAAGGAGGCAGAUCCACAAGUGGAGGGAUAUUUCGACAGUUCCAGCGGUGUGCUGAGCGCCGCUCCUGACUCUUACCCUGCUUCUGACUCUGCAGACUCUGAGGUUACGAAUACUACAGUUCUUUGUGAAGAUCAAGUAGGUCUCAAAGACCACAAAGAAGGUGAUUGUUCACCCAACAGCUCUCCAACAGUGCCUGUAUUAAAAUACAUUAAUCAAGUGGAAGGACAUUUCAGCAGUUCCGGCGGAGAACUGAGUGCCGCUCCUGACUCUGAAGUGAAGAUAGUUAUCGGAAACGGUGCAGUUGGAGACAACCAGUUGGUCUUCCUCCGUGAAGUCGACGAUGAAACGAAGUUGUUGCAGAAUAUCCCUGUAGGGCCUGACGAGACACUCAUUUCCCCUGUGAUUGAAUGUGGACCAGAUGAUAUUAGCCUUUCAAAGCCUUUAAAGAUCAUUGUUCCACAUUGCCUCGAAAUGGGUGAAGUUGAGAAGGAAUGGAUUAGUGUUUACAGAACUGACCCAGGUUGCAUCAAGUGGGAGAACAUCCCUAACGAAGUAGAGAAAGAUGAUCUGUCAAAGGCGUGGUUCACAGCUAAAGAGGACUCAAUCCAUAUUAUGACCAUGAAAUUCUGUUACUGGUGCAUAUUUUGCCGUGGAGGAACGAGGAGAAAGAGAGCUAGAGUUUUUGCCAACAAGCCGGAUCCAAAUUGCGAUCUCAUUUAUUUGAGAUUUUAUGUUUACGGUGACAACGAGAAUUCUAGGAAGAGGGUGGAAAAACAAGAAAAGCGAUAUACUGAAACGUCUAGGCCUUCAAUUGAGAAACCUUUCAAAAUGUACAACAACAGCAAAAAGAUAAUCGUGAGAGUUGACGAUCUUAAGGAAGGCUGGGAAUUAGACACGACGACAGAUGGCGAAAAGGAGUUACUCUGCCAUAGCUUUCGCAGUAAAGAUUCAUGUGAUUUCCAAGUAAAACCAAUUGCAGGUGGAGUGGGGACCGAGGCUUUCUCUUGUAAUAUAAAGUUUAAGCAAGAAGGCCGUGAAGCAGAGCACACAUUCUGUGUGAGCCCUGGCUUUGAGCUUGUGGAGAGACCUACUCCAGGUCAGAUCACUGAGGAGAGUAGCGACCUGCAGGUGACAUCAACCCCUCGCACGCACUUAAACAGUGUAGCUGGAUGCUCGACGUCCUCAGCGCCAGACGAAAGUGACACGAACAACUUAGAAGAACAAUCAAAACCUCCUAAAGUCUCGAAAGUCCUGGGAAGCCUGCUGGAUAAUAGGCCUAUACUAAAGAAAGUAUGUAACUCUCUUAACGCAGAAAAGCCAGGCCUUGGAGACUAUCGCAAUGUUUGUUCACAUUAUGAUAUUGAUAGAGAUACAGUGACCACAGAUUUUAAAGAUCACGAAGCCGGACCUACAGGAGCCCUAUUGGAGUACUUGGCAGCUAAACACCCACAGCUAACAAUUGCUGAGUUUGCAAGUGUGGUGAGAGAAACUACAAAAAGAGAGGACGUUUCCAAGCUUUUAGAGGAAUAUGAUAAGCUGUAGGAAAAUUUUAAUUUUAAAGAGGCCAGUGUUACUUUGUAGUAAUUUUAAAGAGUUUAGUUAAAUAAUUACACGAUCGGCAGAAAAAAAUCCUCAGCAUAGUAAAUUUGGUGAAAAAUGUGCAACACAAUAUUUAAUAGGUAUAAUAUUUUAGUAAUCAUAUGCAGUAAGAAAAAAUACGAAAAAACAGAAUUAAUUGUGAUUUUCGGCAUGACUUAUACCACAUUCAGCUUAUAGACUUGUUACCUUUACUCCGUAGCCGCCUUCUCGCUUAUGGUCGUUUUAACGCUAUUUUGGCGACUUUUUUUGAACCGCGUGUUGUGCUAUCAUAUUUUUAUAACGAUAGCCUAGUGUAAUAGCCUUUCCUGUAGUUAUUUUUACUCACCGAAUUAGUCUGUGAUUGUAAUCAUAUUUUUUUUUUAUCCAAGUUCUGAAAGUAUUUUGAUGAUGAAAAAUAAAUUUGAACAUCAUUUAUAGUCACUUAGUAGAAAUCAGUGUAUGAAUUUGCAUUGCAAACAGAGUAACUUUCAUUUGACUGUCCAAAAUCUGUGUACAACAUCUGUGAUUGAUCAUGAAAAUUAUGGUCAUCCUUUCGACCAAUCAUAGGGAAAACGGAAAACAAUUGCUGCUUGGUUACUUGCGUUUUUGUUCGCCUUAGGUAGUUUGCUUUAUUAUGAUCAUUGCUAUUACUAUUAUCAUUAUCAUUAUCAUUAGCAUUAUCAUCACUUUUUUUUUGGAGUUGUCCUUUGCUCAAUCGCAAAGUGCUGGGCGAACCGUCGUUUGCGGUUAACUACGUUCUCAUAAAGUAAGAGUUUCGCCUGUGUUAUUCAUUAUUUACCUACAAAUGGACUGGUAGAUUGAAAAGAGAGGGUAAUAAAGGGUGUUUAACAUUUUGA